UUGCGCCUGGUACUGGUAAUGUAACUCUCGAAGAAGGGGAAAAAUCGCUUCCCGGUGAGUAGAAGAGGGGGAACUGAUAUAAAACCCGACAGGUGAGGGGCGGAGGCCAGUUAACUUGGAUCCAAUGUGUCGACUCUUUGUCCGCAGAAUUUAAAUUUAAAAUUAAAAAAAAUAUUUUUUUUUAAUUUAACGAAAUUGUUUAUUUUUCUCAUACAAAAUCUAAACAAUUUAAAAAAAGAAAUAAAAGUUCCUGGAUUCAAAAUUCAAAAAGUGAUCAAACAAUUACCGAUAAGUGAAGUGCGUUAAUUAACUAAUUAAUUAAUUGAUAAAUUAAUUAAUUAUCAGUUAUCAUAAUUACUAAGACUGAAUGACUUUUUGAUUGGUAAUUAAAAAAAAAAUUAAACAUAUAUAUGUAUAUGUAUGUAUAUAUAUUUAAAUAAAAGAUCAAUAUAACCGGCAGUGUACGUACGUGCGCCAUACGAACGUCAUUGUGACUGUGGUGCGCGCAUUUAUCAGUUUGGCAUUAAAACAAUUGCGAUUACCGCUGGCGGAAGUGAAAAAAAUUUAAAAAACAGUUAAAUAUUUUUUAAAAGUAUAAUUUUAUUUCGCUGUGGAAAAAUAUUUGAAUUAAAUUACAAUGAAGGCAAUGGUCGUUAGCCCGAUUGGCGGACGCGUACCACCAACACGUGGAAUAAUUAACAGUAAUUUGGGAAUAAAUGGAACAAGACGUGAUUUAGAAGCUGAAGAAGUUGCAGCCUAUCUCACUAAAUUGAGGUCUUUGGUUCCCGACAUGCCACGUAAGAGAAAACUUUCGAAACUCGAAGUUAUCCAGAGGGUCAUCGAGUAUAUCUGUGACUUACAGACAACUCUUGAAGAAACAAAUAUCCAUAAUUCUGACAGUGGCAAUAAUAAUAAUAAUAAUAAUAAUAAUAUAAGGAUGUCAACAACAACAACAACAACAUCGUCAUCAGCAAAUAGUCAAAUUAAUAAAUCGACAAUUAGACAACCACUGCAGCCACUUUUAAAUUCAGCCACUUCAAGUGUUUCGGCAAUAGCUGCGAUUGAACGGUGACCAAUUUAAUUACAUAAAUUUAUAUUUCAUCAUCAUUUAAAGUUUACAAAAAAUUAUUAUUUUAAAUAAAAACUACAUGUGUUUUAAUGAACAAGUCGAUUAUUUAAAUAUUCAAAUGGCACCAAGUGAAAAUAUUCAAAUAUUUGUCCGCUGUCAGCAAUGUGAUAUUUGAAUUUGAAUUUUCAAAUUUUAAAUUUGAAUUUUUCAUUGCGCGCCAUUUUUUUAAUUUUAAUUUUAUGUUGUCUUAAUACAUAAAUUUUAUAAAUUUAUAAUUUUUGUAUCGGCGUUUUAGUUGGAUGUCUUCCUAUAUUAUUAUUAUUAUAUUAUAAUUUAUAUAUUAAUUUUAAAAUAAAUGUAUCGAGCCACAGCCAAUUUAUAAUCAGGAUAAACUUAAAAAAAAAAUUGUAAAUAAUGUAUAUAAAUUUAUUGCAUUCCUCAUACGACCUCGUCGCAAUUAAUUAAAGUAUUCCAGUACUAUAUAUAUAUAUAAAUAUAUAUGUUAGUGUAUGCAUUUUUCAGGCACAUCAAUUGUUUUUAUUCAAUUAUUUUUUUUUUGUUACAAAUAAUUUAAAUAAAAACUAUAAUAAUUUUUUUUAUUGGCUUGGUUUAAGAUUAUUAUUAUUAUUAUUAUUUUAUUAUUAAAUUGUAUUGUAGAUAUUAUUUUAAAUGGAGUAAUUAUAAUUGAUGUUAUUACAAUAAAUAUAUAUUAAUUAUUAUUGUUAUUGUUUUCGCAAUAUUAUUUUAUAAUUAAAAGCAGCGAUUAGUCGUAGAUAUUUUAUGUAUAUUUACAAAGACUGAAAAAAAAUAAUAAAAAUAAAAAAAAAAAUAAAUAAAAAUAAAAAAAAAAAUUAUAAUAUAAGAAUGCUGUAAAUACACAACAGCGACGAGUGAGUAGGAAAGCUUAUAAAAAGUAUAAUAAAUAUAAAUCGCAUGGUGCGACAAUAAAAUAAAUAUUCGAAUAUAAAUAAAAAUAAAUUAUGUAUUUAA
Messenger RNA from Microplitis demolitor, 2059 nucleotides. RefSeq names its product DNA-binding protein inhibitor ID-3 (gene emc). Gene Ontology annotation, biological process: circadian regulation of gene expression; negative regulation of transcription by RNA polymerase II; cell differentiation. The transcript has a single exon. The record is from RefSeq and is a predicted model, not a curated record. Gene Ontology annotation, cellular component: cytoplasm; nucleus. NCBI's taxonomy places the organism in Eukaryota, Metazoa, Arthropoda, Insecta, Hymenoptera, Braconidae. Bases 638 to 1072 code for a protein of 144 amino acids. Gene Ontology annotation, molecular function: protein dimerization activity; transcription regulator activity.